AUGUUGUGGCAACGAUUAUAUUUUUCCACACGUUUAUUGAAUUUUAUGCACCGAUUUCUGAGGAAUCAAUCAUGUUUAAGAGCGAUUCCGAGGCUCAGUCCCAGUCUUAUACCACAUCAGAAGCCUUGCAUCGUCGAUCCAGUUUCUCUUGCUAAUUCCGUGAUUACGGUCCCCGAUGAGCCUCUGCGGUUUUACUACCCUACUUUUCCAAUCGGGUACGGGUUUAAGUUCCCGACUAUGGUUCAUGGUUCGGGUCUAGUCGAUAUGGUGCCGUUCACUGAGGCGGUGGUGGUUUACGCUGAUAGUGUGAAGAAGAAGAAGAUGAACAAGCAUAAGUACAGGAAGGCUCAAGGUCGCAAAUCUUAAGAGCUUCCUCAACAUAUUUGUUUUGAAUUAGAUCGAUAAUAAUGUUACAAAGUAUUGAUUAAAGUCUUUUGUUUUGCUAAGUGCUCACCCAUUUCCACACAGUUGCAAUGUUAGUUCUAUGUUGUAGCUCCAACCUAUUUGAAUCUU
Brassica napus (rape) is the source of this 513-nucleotide messenger RNA. RefSeq lists its product as uncharacterized. NCBI's taxonomy places the organism in Eukaryota, Viridiplantae, Streptophyta, Magnoliopsida, Brassicales, Brassicaceae. The record is from RefSeq and is a predicted model, not a curated record. Bases 1 to 366 code for a protein of 121 amino acids. The transcript has 2 exons.